ACGCGCGCGCAAGGUGAGCGCAGGGGAUCGCGACCAGGCGUGCGACUGUGAUCACGGACCGCCCCUUCGCCUCUUGCACAGUCAUGUCUUGCAACGAAGGGCCGGACUGUCGCCUCUAGUAGUGCUUUUUUAGAAGGGACGAGGGAAGCUGCUAAGAUGCCAGUCAUAGCUGAAAUCAUCUUUGUGUUGAUUGUGGCUUUGAGCUUGAAGACAGCCUCCAGUUACAGUAAUGGAAAAGUGACAAAUGCCUGCAUGAAAAUGGUACCAGAUCAUGGCUAUCAUUCCAGCACAGAAGUCCCCCCUUACACAAUUACAGUGGAUAAGAGAACAUUCAGCCCUGGAGAACAGAUCAGAGUAAAUCUAUCUGUGACUGGGGGCAAGCCUUUCAAAGGCUUUCUAAUUGAAGCCCGGGACACUGGAAACCUUAAUGGUGAUGCAGUAGGAUCCUUUGCCCUUGUUGAUUCCACUUCCUCACAGCUUUUGAAAUGUGGCCAAACACAGGGAUCAGCUGUGAGCCACACCAGUGAUGCCAAGAAGACAAAAAUGCAGGUUAUUUGGAAGGCUCCAAAAAUGUCUCCUCUGAGUGUCCAGUUUCUGGCAACUGUGGUGCAGCGCUACAGUGUUUACUGGGUGAAAAUUCCUGGCCCUGUGGUGUCUCAGAAUGGAGUAACUCCAGACCCACCCCAUCCAAUUUCCAUGAUUACCACUAUGAGCACUGUGGCAAUACCACCAGAUCCAUUGCCUAACAUGUUUAGCUCAGAGGGGUGUGGAAGCCAGAAAACUUGUUUGCGAGACCCUGUUGGCUGUGACCCAGGUGUGGACCAUCUGUGUUUUUUCCUCUCCUUUACCUGGAUGGGGGAAACAGUGCUUUUUGAGCUCAGCGGGCCAGCUGAAGGAUAUGUGUCAUUCGGACUUUCAAAAGACAAAUGGAUGGGGAAUGAUGAUGUGUACCUCUGUGUGCGAGUUGGAGAUCGGGUGGAUAUCAGUGCAGCGUACCUCAGAGGCCGGACACACCCUGAGCAAGUGUCACAGAGUUCGCUGGCCGACCUGGUAUGGAGCUCAGCCAACGGUGUGAUUAGGUGCAGGUUCCGCAGGAGUGUCCAUGUCCCAGAGGACCAGAGGCGGUUUAACCUGAAUGGCAGCUACUACCUUUUUGUGGCACAUGGGAGAGCUGAUGAUGGCAAGAUUCAUAGACAUGCCCUCCAGCCUCUGAUUUCAAACAAUCCGAUAGUUAUCACUGGGACACCUGAAGAUUUAAGUGGGUCACGCUCAUCGGUGAUAAUGAAGUUCCAUGGAGUGUUCAUGCUUAUUGCGUGGAUGACAACUGCUAGCACUGGCGUAAUUUUUGCCCGCUACUUCAGACAUGACUGGCCUGGCAGUGCACUGUUUGGACAGACGAUUUGGUUUCAGGUGCACAGAACCUUGAUGGUGCUCACUGUGUUACUCACUUGUCUGGGAUCCAUCUUUGCAUUUACUUACAGAGGAGGCUGGAGCCGUCGUGCGGGGGCUCACCCUUACCUGGGCUGCGCUGUCAUGGCUCUGGCAAUCCUCCAGCCCGUCAUGGCUGUUUUCCGACCACCACCUGAUUCUGCACGAAGGUGGAUGUUCAACUGGAUGCAUUUGAGUGCAGGCACAAUUGUGCAGAUAAUUGCAGUUGUGGCCAUAUUCCUUGGGAUCCACCAGCAGGCUUUAUUACUACCUCAGCCGGGUUCCACGAGUGUGCUCGCAGUAUUCGUCGUCUGGGGUGUGGCGGUGGAGCUUGUGUUGGAGUUUCAUGCCAAAGGCCUUUUCAAAAUAUGGAAGAACAAGUCUGCAGAUCAAGAGGCAAUUCUUUCUAGCCAGUCUGGGACAAGCAGUAAGGAAAGUCGGUUUAAGAAGAUCAUUCUAGGAAUCUUUCUCUGUGGGAAUAUUGCUUUCCUGACUGUACUUCUACACAUUAUUAGUAAUGUGUGAUUUCUUCUGAAGAUUUUAUCAAACACAAAUCUAAAGGAAUCUGGAUUUACAUGCUUCACUCCUCCGUUCAUCUAGUUUGGCUUCAUACUGAGAAUUUGUUGGUCAAGUUGGUUUUUCAUACUACAGAACAACUGGUAAACUGUUAUCAACAUUGAGUUACAGAUAUACAUUACUGCUGGAUCCAUGCAGUGUCCCCUUUCUUUUGUAUAACAAAGAAUAUUGCAACUAACCUUGCAACUUAUUUAAUGGUGUUGCACUAUUUUAUUAAUUAUAUUGCACUUUGACACCUUAUUGUGGACAAAAAAAAUAGAUGGCAGAAAGUAUGAACAUAAGAACAAAGUAAAGUAAAUAUGCUUAAUAUUCCGUUAAUUAUGUUCUGAUAAGGAGAAACUUAUGCAUAACUGAGAGGAUGCCAAGAAGAUAUUCUUGUUUGUUUUGGUGUUGUGCGUAAAUGUUGUCAUAAUGUUUUAAUGGAUGGUUAAUAUAUAUAAUAACAGGAAGCAACUGUUUUCUUAAAGAUUCAGCUUAUUGGAUGAAUAUAUGAAGAGAUUAUAUUGUGUGUUUUUUUUUAUUUGAAUUAACAUUGCAAAUAUGAGUACCUUGAAUUUCACGGGGGGUUCUUGUGCUUUGUGCAUUUAAUCAAAUGUUUCCAUUUCUAAAUGUACAGUCUUUUGCAAAAUACUUAAUGUUUAUUAUUUGGUUAUUACAUUUGAAACAAUACUUAAUGUUUUCUGGUAGAAAUAAAUUCUUAGCUUUUCUGUUCAGUUAAGGUAGAGUAAUCUAUUCACUAAGAUAGGGCCCAAGGCCCACUAAUGUGCUGUAUGAAGAAACCUUCUCGGUCCCUGCUAAGGCUUAAGUUAUGAAAAGCUUAACUUAUACAACCUGCAAAAAUAUUGCUGUCAUUCUUUAACACCAAGCUAGCAAUUACCAAGAAACAGAUUUUUUGUGACAUUGUGGUAGAAUGCUUUGGGCCUUUAGGGAGAACUGGAACUCAGAAGGCAUGUCACUUAAAGUUUUCAAUAAUCUGUCACUGAAAGUUCCAGCAGUCUUAUGUUCAGCUUUAACCCUUAGUUUUUGAUCAAAUCAUUACAAACCAAUAAAAGAAAAAAGUGCCUUUUUGUGUUUUU
Scleropages formosus (Asian bonytongue) is the source of this 3080-nucleotide messenger RNA. Its product is annotated as putative ferric-chelate reductase 1. Gene Ontology annotation, cellular component: membrane. The record is from RefSeq and is a predicted model, not a curated record. The coding region runs from base 157 to 1953 and encodes 598 amino acids. NCBI's taxonomy places the organism in Eukaryota, Metazoa, Chordata, Actinopteri, Osteoglossiformes, Osteoglossidae. The transcript is spliced from 16 exons.